CGUGGGCGGUGACGUAACGGUAGCCGGGUUUCUGUGGGAAGAGGACGGACAUUUCCUCGGUUUACUCCCGUUACCGUCCGCUGUCACUGUCCGCCCGCUUUGCCGGUUUUCUCCGGGCCGCAGCCAUGGUUUAUCACUCCCUGGCGUUGCCGAUGGUCUGUUUCACGACGUUGUGGGGUCUAGUGGGUAUCGUCGCUCCCUUUUUCGUGCCCAAGGGACCUAACCGAGGAGUUGUCAUCACGAUGUUGAUAUUGACAGCCGUCUGUUGCUACUUGUUCUGGUUGGUAGCAAUUCUGGCCCAGACUAACCCCCUGUUUGGACCUCAGCUGAAGAAUGAAACCAUCUGGUAUCUGCGGUAUUACUGGGAGUGAAAGUCUCAUCAUGUCUAAUUCCAGCCUGAGGCCAUCCCUUUCCAUUGCUCUUCCCAGGACGAUGUCUGAACUCCAGUCUCCUUCCCACAGUCCCUUAUCAAAAAACGCCCAGUAAGAAUACAUGAGGCACAACACUUCCUGUUUACAAUGCGCACGAGGGCAGUGACCCUGUCUUUUUCAUGAUAUUGAAAAUUAUGGCAUUUUCCUGCACUGAAAAAUAGAGGUGUCGACUUAGACAGCUUGAGUAAACACUGUCUAAUGCAUCAUUUAUAGGCAGACACUGUCGCCAAGUUCUUGUUAAUCACUGCAAUUUUCAUACGACAACAUUACUGGAAUAUUAACCUACAGCUGGAAUGGAAAGGGUUGCCCAUGGAGGACUGUAAAUAUUAUCUCAAAACUGAAAGUGCUGAAGUUGUUUAUGUGAGACGUCUAAUCCCAUUCAUACGCAGUUGAGUCACGUGCUUUUCCCUUGUGUGUGCAGUGUGUGGGUUGACUGUAGAAGUUUUUUUUUUUUUUUUUGGUGAUUUGAUUUAUUUAUUUAUUUAUUUAUUUGUGUUCUCUAAUGUAUAUCGGAUAGCAAUGUUGUGGACGUGAAAGCUAUACUGUGAUCUGUUUGUGUCAGUCGUGUGCGCAGUCAAGAGGAUUCAGUGCCGGUCAUAGAAUCUAUAAGAGGACAAUAAGGCCUACUUCACAAAGCCAUCUCUGUGUUUCCACUGCAAGACGCUUAUCUCCCAUUUCCCUGAAGGGUACUUAACCAAAACCCGUUUCCAUGGUGAACCCAACAGUCACUUAAAGCUGCGCAGUCCUUACUGUCAUCCAAACACGUCGUUGUAAACAGUGUUUAGCGUGUUUGACUACAGUGUUGCUGGAAAGGCUAACCACCAGAGACGCUUUCCAUCUUUGUUUGCAUGCUAUUACUAGGGCUAGAGGCAUAUACAGUAGUAUACUGACUAGAGUGUGUGUGUGUGUGUGUGAGAGAGAGAGAGAGAGAGAGAGACUGGCUAGUUGCUUUAUUGAACUGUAAACGCAGUGAUGUCAUCAGUGCUUAUGGGCUAAAAUGAUCAGUGAUUGCUAUUUCUUUAUGUUUUUUUAUUUAAUGCCUUUGUCCAGAACUGCAUGUACUUUCAGCGUUCAGGCUAUUUCACCAAAGGUACAUCAGCAGUUCCUCUCCCAAGACUUGAACCUUUACUGUUCACAGUCUAAGGCACUUGUCACCUGUGUCCCAUCUUAUGGCUUACAGUGCCGGCUGUGUUCACCGUGUACCUUCCCCUGACAUGGAGAAAUUUUGGCACGUGUAUAACGGAGCACGGGCGGUGGCUUUAGGGGCCGACGUGCAUGCUCGAUAACUAGAUGUUUCCGUCAUUUCCCUGUCCUUCUGAAACCAUUGAAUAAAGCUCGGGACGCGUAGAAAG
Molecule: messenger RNA, 1783 nt
Organism: Paramormyrops kingsleyae
Lineage: Eukaryota; Metazoa; Chordata; Actinopteri; Osteoglossiformes; Mormyridae
Gene: atp6v0e2
Product: ATPase H+ transporting V0 subunit e2
Biological process (GO): proton transmembrane transport
Cellular component (GO): proton-transporting V-type ATPase, V0 domain
Molecular function (GO): proton-transporting ATPase activity, rotational mechanism
Source: RefSeq, a predicted model, not a curated record